UGUCGUAUUUAUAAUCGAAAAUGAGAGAUACACCAAACCAUUUAUUGUGCAAUCUGCCUGCUUCAGUUUCUUCUUGAUAGUGUUUAGAGCAACAAAACGCGAAACCACCAUCACAAGGAGCAAUGACAGCAAAUAUUGAUUCAGCUUGUGUUCAACGAACGAUGGACAUAGCCCUGGCUUCUGUAAAAGCAGGUGGAAGACCAUUCGCAACAGUAAUUGCGGACGAGAAAGGUAACAUCAUUGCUGAAGCAACCAAUCAAGUUGCUCAAACUCAUGAUCCAACUGCGCACGCUGAGAUUGAAGCAAUUCGAAUAGCAUGCAGGAAAUUGGAAACGGAACACUUGACAAAUUGCACGUUCUACGUAUUGGCUCAUCCUUGUCCAAUGUGCUUGGCUGCAAUGUAUUACUGUUCACCGAACAAGGUCGUUUUUCUCACAACUCGUGAAGACUAUGGCAAGUACUAUAAGGAUUCUAGGCGAUGGUUCACAUUCGAGACAUUUUACGAUGAAUUUGGCAAGGAUUACACAGAGAGAAAUAUGCCAACUAUCUAUCAUCCGCAGGAGGAGACUUUGAAGAUUUAUCAGUUGUGGGAGGAACAAAAUCGAAAGUAGAUGGAACAUGCAUGUUUUAGGUACACAUUUUGCUCCUUUGAUUGUAUAUUUGAUUAUCAUUAUAAAGAUGUUUC
Messenger RNA from Bradysia coprophila, 685 nucleotides. Its product is annotated as guanine deaminase-like. Gene Ontology annotation, biological process: purine nucleoside catabolic process. Gene Ontology annotation, molecular function: zinc ion binding; guanosine deaminase activity. The record is from RefSeq and is a predicted model, not a curated record. NCBI's taxonomy places the organism in Eukaryota, Metazoa, Arthropoda, Insecta, Diptera, Sciaridae.